AGAGCUUUGUUCUUCUUAGGAUGUGUUAUCUGAACUCAGAGAGGUUUAUCCUCAAUCUAUCCACCCCCUCUUGUCAUUGUACUCAGGUACAUGACAAUUGGUAUCAGUUUCACGAUCCUGCAUACCUGAUUCAUGAUGGGAAGAGGUGAUCCAACACUACAGGAGGUUGCUGCUCAUCAACAACUUCAGGAUGAACGAUUAUCAGUGUUAGAAGAUCAUAUAAAAUAUGAAUUUUUGUUCGAUCCAGGAAACUCUGAAUCAAAUACUGGUUCGUCGUCCAAUGUCAGCGGUUUCGUCUCCAAAUUCUCCACCAGAUCCUGGUUCUAUACAUGAAAAUUCCAAUAAAGUUGCAAUUCCUACUAACUCAAUUGUAGAUAUCACUGUUUUUCCAUCUGAGAUAACAACAUCAAUUCCUACUGGUGUCGAUGACGAAAAAGAUUCUCUCAAUUUCGAAUUGACCCCUCCAUUUUUCUUCAUUGAGAAAGAAGAUGUCGAUUCUCUUCAUGGUGUGAGGCUACAAUAUGAAGAACAUUCAAAAUUAGAGAUCAAUGGCUUCUCUGAGUUGAAUCAAAUCAAAAUUGGUGAGGUGCAAAUUAAACUGUGUGCUUGUUCUUCUUCUCUCCUUAAUGCCACUCGCUCCUUAUUUGAUCGAGGUAAAUGUAUUGUGAUCUCAUCACUUACUUAUGAGAAAUUACUUCUUCAAUUGCUUCUUAGCGUGGGGUUUGACUCAGAUUUUCGGUUUCAAUAUUCGUUUCCUCAUUUAUGUGUUUCUGAUAUUGUAACUCUUGGUACGAGGAAGAUGUUGGUUCAAAUGCCUGCACAUAGUAGAUUUUUGGCCAAUAGUCAUAUGAAAGAUCAGGGUGUUUCUUGUGCUGCUUGGCAGAUUCUUGGUAACAUGUUUCAACUAGAUAUUGUGUGUCUCAAGAGAAAAAAUGUUCUUAAUCACCAAUUUUCCAUUGAUGGUAGAGUAUUUGAUCGCGGCAAAGAAUUGGGAACCAUUAAUGAGUACUAUUAUUUUACAGGUGACUAUGGGUUCACUUUGGGUUUAUUUGAUUCUUGUUUGUCAGUCUGAGAUGUUUAUUCCAUUGUGAAGGAUGCAAACAAUGAAAAUUUGGUUCGUGAGCGGCUACAAAGACAUGUGUCUACAUUUGAAUUUCAGUUUAUGUUUUCAUUGGGUCUUAGAAUUGUAGAUGUUGCUGAAAUUUCAAAGAGGAGUAAAUUUUUCUUUCUCAUGUUCGCUAGAGUGGUGUGCAUUAAGGCUCAUAAAUGGUAUGUUCAAUUGCUUGGUUGGAAGGGAGUGCAAAAAAAUUUCUUACAGCUCAAACGUGCAUUGCUUGAGGUGAUUAAAAUGGGGGUAUAUGAAUGGGAAAUUGCACAUUGGCAUGGGAAAGUGUUGUCACUACCUUGGGAAGAUGAUUCGUUUAACAGUGUGAAUCCAAUGCUUGGCUUCAUCAGGAUAAGUUGCGUCCACAUGAGUGAGGCCGAAUCCAAUGCAAAUUCUGCUCAUGAGCUACUUCUUGAAUAUGGAUCGACUAUUUUUCUGUUCGUUAAAGGCGUCGAGACUGGUGUAGUUUGCAAGUUCUGGGAUGAAGGUUGCAGUAUGGUACAGUUUUAUGUUCCAGAUUGAUACUCCAAGUGACAGGUACCAAUGAAAUUGGUACUGUGAUAGAGUUAAUUGAUCAACUACAUCUCAGUAAAUGGAGUUUCUGUGAUUCUGUAACCCUGCAUUUGGGAGGUGGUUCAAAAAAAUCAUUGAAGGUAUGUGUUGCUGCACAACACUAUGUUCGUGGGUCGCAAAUUCUCUCAAAUAGACUUACAUGUAGGCUUGUGUUUCUUUAAUUUAGUGCUAGCAAGCUGUGUGAUAAUUUUUUACAGCAGGGGAUCAAAUUAUGCUUGUUUAAUCUGGGUUUGUGGAGUACAGCUAGUGGUAAUGUCAGCGAGGUUUGUAAGAGUUUUAUCUCAGUGGCCGGCUUGGUCGUAAACUGGAACCGUAGGAGCCAUAUGUUCUGCACAGCUAAGGCUCUGAGUAUUGUUUCAUCAUAUACCAUGACGGUGUUGAGAAGACAAACAGACAGCGUUGUUGUAACUUUUUUGAGUAGAGGUAAAGGUACUGGUAUUAUGGGUUAUAGUCGAUUUUUGUUUGAUAGAGGAAAAGUGCAACCCACUGAAAAGGUACCUGAUUUUUUUGUUAACCUGCAUGUUGUGCUGACAAAGUUUUGUUACUGGACACAAUUGUUCUUGAUUGCAGCACAUUUUGAUGCACAAUUAUAUUGUGCACUGAUGAAUAUUCAUGGGGAUGGUCGAAAUUUAAAUGGGCCUGCACCAAAUUCACUUAUCACUAUAAUUCUUGUUUUCACCUUCCUAACAGUAUUCAGAAAAGUAGUGACGACAUAUGUUGAGUUUCACGAGCUAUUGAAGUUAAAAUUCCGCUAGAGGUCAAGGGUUAUUAUAUUCGUCGUCAACUUCUGGUAUCUCGAGUAAUGGUGGAGAAGCUAUCUUAUAUACUUAUGUCGGAGGCCGGGAUCGAGUUUGCAACUGGUAAUAUUACUCGUCUGGAAGGUAUGGAAGGUGUUCUGUCUCUUGGAAUGAUGUUGGUAGUACCAAAGCUUCGGCAACUUAAACAACAGGGUACUUAGCCAUGUCCAGUUCCGAAGAGUGAGGUAAUGCAAAUUUCACUGAAGAGAAACCAAAGGAAACUCCAGUCUUCACGGCGUCAGAUGCUAUGUAAAACAAAUUCUGUACACAGUGGCAAAAUUGAAUGUUAGGACAACACCUCUGGGGAGAGCCUCGCUGGAGUGAUCAUGGGAAAUAUGGCUAUUAAUCUCCUAGUACUAGUGGAGGGAACUACUACUGCCAGUGGAUUCACCAAGAUGGUCAGCUAUAUUUUUUUCAAUCAUUGCGGAUUUUGAAGAUGCAACCACGUCUGGAUACCAUGUUGUACCUGAUAUGAUGAGAAGAGGACUUGCCAAAUAAGUUCUCAUCCUUGAGGACAAGGAUGUUUUCAAGGGGAGUGGAAUGUCCUGUACCUGAUAUGAUGAGAAGAGGGUGCCCUUAUCCCACUCAGUGUCUGUAUUUAAUAGUAGGCUUAUUAGUAGUCAUUAACAUAUUAAGGGGUGUCUAUCAUUUGUAAAGAGUGGUUGAGAUGUAACCAUCUAGUGGUAUUGUAGCCGUUGGAUCUAUUGAAUAGAGUCGAGCUUUAUAAGCUCAAGUUCUGUAAUAGUUAGGGUAAGAAAAUUAAUAAUCAAAUUAGAAC
Papaver somniferum (opium poppy) is the source of this 3253-nucleotide messenger RNA. RefSeq lists its product as uncharacterized. The transcript is spliced from 2 exons. Lineage: Eukaryota; Viridiplantae; Streptophyta; Magnoliopsida; Ranunculales; Papaveraceae. The coding region runs from base 227 to 1072 and encodes 281 amino acids. The record is from RefSeq and is a predicted model, not a curated record.